AUGGAAACUGAACCGCAGAGCCCGGCGCUUCUUGAGCGCAAGCAAUUCGGAAACCACCUGCCUCCGCCUACUCGCACCAUCGCUCCCGGGGACAAGCUCCCACCUCCACGUCGCGUCUCUUCUGGGUCCGAUUCGUCAGACGAAUCAGACGAAGAGGAAGAUUUGAAGCUGAAGAUCGACCUUUUACCAGACGCCAGCAGAGCUUCCCGGAGGUUGCCGCUCAUCGACUGCCACAACUACUCGGAGUUCAACAUCCACGUUCCAGCGUACUCGGCUGCAUGUGCGGUCUCUGCGCAUAUGGUGGCAGUCGUCACUGGUCACCAGCUCCGCGUGUACGACCUGUCGUUGUCCGAAUCGCCCGUGAUGAACCUGGACUCUAAACGAGGUGAUUUCGGCCCGAAGUUCAAGGACCUCAAGCUCACCUGUGUCGAGUUCCGGCCCACUGUGGACGAUGCCGAUCACGGCGCGCUUCUCUGGGUUGGCACCAAGGAGGGACACCUGCUCGAGGUCAACCUCCGCCCGGGCACUGUGACGGCGAUCCGGCCUGUCAUCCACGCGCACUCGGUCGUCCACAUGUUCCGUUACGGCCAGUCGAUGAUCUCUAUGGACGACACGGGCAAGACGCUGGUGUUCACCGCUCCUCCGGGCGCCGACCUGGACCUUGCAACGCAAGUGCCCCGUGUCACCCGCGUCUCAGAAAAGCAAGACUUUGCGCGCAUGCUCGGCGGGCGGCUGUGGACGUCCUCACGCGACUCAUCGAAGGACCUCUCGGCGGGCUCGCGCGGGCCGUACAUCCGCGUGUACGACGUGUUCACGCCGGGCAGCGUCGGACGCUCGCUGCUGCCAACACAGCACCUCGGCGCGGUCUCGGCGGGGACGAUGCUCGCGUCGGACCUGGGGCGCGUCUACCUCGGCCACGAAGGUGGGCACAUCUCCGUGUGGGAGACCGGCGACGGGGACACACCGCCCCAGUGCGUCGAGGUCGUCAAGAUCUCGUCGUCGGAUGUCCUCAGCCUCGAGGGCGUCAACGACCGGCUCUGGGCGGGAACGCGGAAGGGCACGAUCUCAGCGUACGACAUCACGUCAAAGCCGUGGACCGUCACGAACUGCUGGAUGGCACACCAAAACCUUCCUGUGCUUAGACUCAUGGUGGACACUUGGAGCAUGGAGAAGCUUGAUCGACUUGUCGUCUACAGCGUCGGCCGGGACGAGCGGUUGCGGUUCUGGGACGGAUUGCUAGGCAUCGACUGGAUCGAGCAAGAGCUACUCAAGCGCGAAACCGAGUUCUGCACAUACCGUAACGUGACGGCGCUUAUCGUUUCGUGGAACCUCGACUCGGCCAAGCCUGACGCACUCAACGGCGCCGCGGAGAACAUCAACUUCCUCCAGGACGUGCUUCGCUCGAUGGACCGUCCGGAUAUAAUCGUGUUCGGCUUCCAGGAGAUGAUCGACCUCGAGUCGCGCAAGAUGGCUGCAAAGACGGUGCUGCUCGGGGGCAAGAACAAGAGCUCAGACGGGUCGCUUAGCCAGAAGGUGACGACGGCAUACAAGAAGUGGUACGAUCGCUUGACCCAUACAGUCCGGCUCGCGAUGCCCGUGGACGAGCCGUACACGGUCAUCCACACCGAGAGUCUCGUCGGCCUGUUCUCGUGCGUGUUCGUGAAGAACACGGAGCGGAUCAAACUUGACCACGCCUCGCUCACCACCGUCAAGCGUGGUAUGGGCGGGCGAUACGGGAACAAGGGUGCGAUCAUCUCGCGGUUCGUCAUCGACGACACCUCAGCUUGCUUCAUCAACUGCCAUCUUGCCGCGGGUCAACGGCAUGUCCGUCAGCGGAACGCUGAUGCGGCGGCGAUCGUGGAGGAUGACUCGCUCCCGGCCGAGGGGGUGGGUGAGGGCGCUGCUGGGUACAUCAACGGAGGCGACGGCUCCAUGGUCCUUGACCACGAGAUUGUUUUCUUGCAAGGGGACAUGAACUACCGCAUCGAUCAACGACGCGAAGCCGUCAUCGCCUCGAUCAGGGCCGGAGAGCUCCCCUCGCUCGUGGUGCACGACCAGCUUCGGAAAGAGAUGAAGUUCAACCGAAGCUUCAGGCUCCGCGAGUUCCUCGAGGGUCCGCUCGACUUCAUCCCGACAUACAAGUACGACCGGCGCUCGGACGAAUUCGACAGCUCGGAGAAGGCGCGCGCGCCGGCGUGGUGCGACCGCGUGCUCUGGCGGUCGCAGGUGCCCGCGCGGGUCGAACAGGUGCACUACCGUCGCUGGGAGGCGAACGUGAGCGACCACCGCCCGAUCUCGGCGGGCUUCCGGAUCAGCGUGAAGAGCAUCCACCGGGACUCGCGCGAGCGGGUCAAGGUGGAGGUCAAGGCGCGCUGGCAGGCAGUCGAGCAGAGCUUGCUGGGCGCGGCGAGACAGUACUAUAUCGACCAGCAGCUUAUCUGA
This is a messenger RNA of Epithele typhae, 2442 nucleotides long. RefSeq names its product DNase I-like protein. NCBI's taxonomy places the organism in Eukaryota, Fungi, Basidiomycota, Agaricomycetes, Polyporales, Epitheliaceae. The record is from RefSeq and is a predicted model, not a curated record. Gene Ontology annotation, biological process: phosphatidylinositol dephosphorylation. Bases 1 to 2442 code for a protein of 813 amino acids. The transcript has 4 exons. Gene Ontology annotation, molecular function: protein binding; phosphatidylinositol-4,5-bisphosphate 5-phosphatase activity.